Molecule: messenger RNA, 4228 nt
Organism: Daphnia pulex (common water flea)
Lineage: Eukaryota; Metazoa; Arthropoda; Branchiopoda; Diplostraca; Daphniidae
Product: relaxin receptor 2-like
Exons: 22
Coding region: 1496-3946 (816 amino acids)
Biological process (GO): G protein-coupled receptor signaling pathway
Cellular component (GO): membrane
Molecular function (GO): protein binding; G protein-coupled receptor activity
Source: RefSeq, a predicted model, not a curated record
ACACAUAUACAUGGCAGCGCGAACACCUACGUGUAGUAUCCACUCGACUACAUAUGCGCUACUAUUCUUCCCGCGUUUUGGCUAUGUGUGUGUGGACCUGGCAAGGUUUUUCUCCAUCUCGCGUCGAGACCCUCCAAGAGGAGCCGAGCUUUUUUGGACGGCAGUCGACCAGCAUCGGCCGACCGAGUUGUCACAUAUCCGGUCCCGCCACCAUUAAACAAGCGCACCUGUCGCGACUUUAAAAGUGAUUUGGUUUCGAUUCGUUUGCGGAACAAUUUAAAGUGGAAUUCGUUUCGAAAUUUUCAAAUUUUUGAAAUUUUCAAAGUGCGCGCCUUUUUUUUUAAUUUGGUUGAUUUCGACUUCACGGCCGGACGGCGACAGCAACACCAAGGACUUUUUAUUUGUCGACUAGAAAAAAGAAGAGAAGAGAAAAAAAUGACAAAAUUUCUUGGCUUCUCGUAAUAAUUUCAAGGUGUUUUUUGAGAGUCCGUGACGCGACCGGUCACCUCAAGUCGUGUGAUCUUUUUGGCAGCAUCGCCACGCCACGGACCUGAUUGGAAUUCUACGGACGUCCAAAACACCGAAAACCCAGCCGAGAAAAAAAGGAAAAAAAAAUUAGAAAAUUGGAAGAACUAAGGUUAGGGCCCGGCGCCGUGGAUAGAGCUCUCUGGUGGUGGCCCCCCCUUCAGUUGACAUCAACUGACACUCCUGGACACACUACCGGUUCUAGAGACCGUCAUUUUUUUAAAUUGUGACCCAAUCCCGAAUAAUUUUAUUUUUUUCAUCGUCUUCUUUCAUUUCGGUGGUUUCUGCUGAUUGUGCAGUCGCACACAGUCAUUAAACUUGUGCCAAGUGACAGAUAGAAGCCGUUCAAGUUGUCGAGAGAGAGAGAGAAAACCUACGUCAUCCGUGCAGGCGAAUGACGUCGUGAUGGCGGUGUCGGAUGAGGAAGACGAGACAGCCGCUCCCGUUUGUGGUGGUGACCUGAUGACAAUCUGUCGUUACAGCAACUCCUGCUGGAUUCAGUUAUUUCUUCAAAACUAAAUCAGUGAUUCUAUUAGCCCCCCGGAAAAUUCGAGAGAAAAGAAAAAAACAAAAUUGAACGACGACCUUUGAUUGUCAUUGACAUAUGUCGUCGUCUUCGUGAAAAAAACAAAAACAGCCGCUUGAAUCGCAUCGCCAUCUUUGAUUUUCUUAUUUUUAUUUUGAUUGUGCCGAACAAUUUUGGCUGCGGGAAGUACAGCCGAGCGACGCCGCCCCCGUUUGUUCUUUGUUCUUUUGUGAUUGCGGGCAUAGACGGAAUAACAAAAAUCCGGAUUGAGCGGUGGUGGGGUACAUAAGAAAAACAGGAUCUUCUAACCCUCCUGCUGCCAUCACCACCACCCGGUCUGGCCAGAAGAAGAAGAAGAAUCUGAGAAUUGUUGUGUGUUGUGUUGUGCGUGUGUUGAUCCGCGUGUCUCGUUGCGCCCGACACGGAGAUCAUCGCUACGAAACGAUGCCCACUUCUGUGGGCGGUGGUCACGGAUUGGUUAUAUCGCGCCGGGUGCUACUGAUAGUCGGACUGACCGUCUCCAUUGUCCUGGUCGUCUGCGCCUUCACCCUCCUCCUCGUUCUCCAAGAUGGACCUUGCGGGAGCGGGAGUUUCCAGUGCGGCAACUCGUCCGUCUGCAUCCCUCAACAGAGUUACUGCGAUAACGAUCCCGAUUGUCCCAACGGAGAAGACGAGGAGUACGACAAAUGCGUGGACUUUCAUGGCAGCACAUUUCUGGCGCCCGAUUGGUACAAUGUACUGAACAAGACUCAGCAACAAGCCGGGCUUCCCGACGUCUUGGCCGGCCAGCAGGAGACCAACCACACCUGUCUGUUGAGAAACUUUCCGGCCAAAUGCAUCUGCGAGCAGACGAAUCUAUUUUGUAAGCACAUGGGACUCGCCAAUAUUCCGGAGCAGAUCACACCGCCCAACACACUCAGUCGGCUGAUUUUGGCCAACAACAGCAUCAAAACUAUACCCCGCUUCGCGUUCAGCCGCUACACCGUUCUGGAGAUCAUACAUUUGGAACAGAACAGCAUCCGGACGAUUGCCAAUGACGUUUUCCGCCACCAAAAACUUCUUCGAUUCCUGUAUUUGUCCAAGAAUUCCAUUAGCGGGAUCGAACCCAAUGGAUUCAAAGGACUGGGGAACGUCACGCGAUUGUUUCUAGACAAUAACGAGAUCAACGACACUUCCCUAGAUGCUCUCAACAGUCUACCGAAUCUCCAAUGGCUGGACUUGUCUAGCAAUUACUUGCGACUCAGCAAUCACAGCUUCUCGUCCUGGAUACACCUGAGAGAAUUAAUGUUGGAGCAUAAUGAAAUCCAGUAUAUUGAAGAGAUGACAUUCCGAAAUCUCAGCUCUCUUACUUAUUUAUCAUUGCGAGAAAACAAACUGACUCGACUGCACCCGAAAUCGUUCUGGACACUCACCCAGCUGCAGGAAUUGGAUCUGUCCCAUAAUUUACUCACAACUAUUCCACCACGGCUCUUCGCUCAGAACAGCCAAUUAACAUCAUUGUCCCUGGGCUUCAACAAUAUUCUGCAACUUCCCGCCGAAGUUUUCCUACCGUUGAAAAACAUCAAAUCCUUAAACUUGGAGGAUAUUGAUAUCCAGAACAUCGACGUCGACAUGUUUAGCAGUUUAACCAAUUUGGAUUUCGUGUACUUUAUUCGCUUCCAGUAUUGCAGUUACGUCCCGACCGUUCCCAAAUGCCGGCCCAACACUGACGGAUUAUCUUCGACGGAGAAUUUGUUGAAUCGAACGCUGAUCCGGAUUAUUCUGUGGGCCAUCGCCAUUUUCACUCUGAUAGGCAAUUCGCUCGUGUUGCUAGGGCGGGGCAUACUCAAAGAUGAGAAUAAAGUGCCACUCAACUUCAUCCGGAGCUUGGCAGUGGCCGACAUGUUGAUGGGCUUCUACCUAUUCGCCAUAGCUAUUCAGGACUUGCAGUACCGCGAAGUCUAUCGCCAGUACUCGCAUCAGUGGACUUCAUCGCUGGGCUGCACUUUCGUCGGGGUCGUGGCCAUGACCUCAACCGAGGUUUCUCUGUUGCUUUUAGCGUUCAUGUCAAUGGAGCGCUUCCUAUGUAUAGCUUCGCCGUUUGGCUACACGAAACUCAACCAGAAGACAGCCAAAAUUAGCCUAGUCCUCAUAUGGGGGCUCGGGUUGAUUAUGGCCAUCGUUCCGGUGCUGUACUGGCGGCAGUCGACGCACUACUACGGCUCCAACGGACUUUGCUUCCCGUUGCACAUCGGAGAGUCGCUCUCACUCGGCUGGCAGUAUUCGGCUUUCAUCUUCUUGGGCGUUAAUAGUUUAUGCGUUCUGGUGGUGAUUUGCACCUAUGUCGGCUUGUUUGUGAGCAUCCGACGGACCCGCGGCCAAACGCCCCUAGCCAAUCCUAAUGAUAUGGAUUUCGUUCUGCGCUUUUUCUUCAUCGUUCUCACUAACAUUAUGUGCUGGGCACCCGUCUACGUUCUCAGACUUCUCGUCCUUCUCAAGUAUCCGGUUCCAGAUGAAGUUUCUAUUUGGGUGGUUGUGUUCGUUGUGCCGAUCAACGCCGCCAUCGAUCCGAUUCUUUACACCUUCACAACGCCGAAAUUCCGGCGUCUACUCGCCCAGUUGUUUGCGGCCACGGGAGCCGGGAGCGCCAACAACAGCCGCCGUUUCAAUUCGACGUCCAUCAAGUUAAAGGCCGAUCAGAGCUACUUGCAGCCGAUGUUGUCGCCUCAUCACCGACGGAUGAGCUGGGAUCAACACCUCCAUCUCACCCGCCGAAUUUCCAGGGACACCAGUCACGUCACCACUGUCGUCGCUGCAGAUCCAGUGGCCCUGAUGGACGGCAUUCACGAUCCGUCGGUUUUAAUUGAAAUGGUCAGCCUCCAGUCGCCCAUGGCCGGCCGGAGAAAUUCCUUGUAACUAUCAAUUCCACGACAGCACUUGUUUAUAAUUAAUGUACAUGUUUCGUCAUCACUAAUUCAAAUCUGUUCUAAAUUUCAUUGUGAGACCAUUAAUGUCGUCGAAAUUCAGUGUUGAAUCUCUCUUUCGCCGUUUCCAAGUAUUAUUAUCAACAAACAAAUCAUUCAUUAGGGGAAAUAUACAAAAGAAAACAACAACAACAACCAAAAUAAACUCUGCUAAUUCUCCACGUACCAUAUAUAUUUGUAUGACGAUCAAGUAUCUCUACAUGUUUUACUUUGA